AUGUCCACCGAAAGAACUUUCAUUGCAGUCAAGCCAGAUGGUGUCCAGAGAGGUAUCUUCCCAGAGAUCCUGAGAAGAUUCCAAAACAAGGGUUUCAAGCUUGUUGGUAUCAAAUUGACCCUGGCCAACGAGUCUCUGCUGAGAGAGCACUACGCCGACUUGCAAUCCAAGCCAUUCUUCCCAUCUUUGCUGUCCUACAUGAUGUCCGGUCCAAUCCUGGCCACCGUCUGGGAGGGAAAGGACGUUGUCAAGCAAGGUAGAGCCCUGUUGGGUGCCACUAACCCAUUGCAAUCUGCUCCAGGUACCAUCAGAGGUGACUUUGCCUUGGACAUGGGCAGAAACAUCAUCCACGGUUCCGACUCUGUUGAGAACGCCGAGAAGGAGAUCAAUCUGUGGUUCAAGAAGGAGGAGCUUGCUGACUACAAGCCAACCAUGUACGGGUGGAUCUACGAGUAA
Molecule: messenger RNA, 456 nt
Organism: Ogataea parapolymorpha DL-1
Lineage: Eukaryota; Fungi; Ascomycota; Pichiomycetes; Pichiales; Pichiaceae
Product: Nucleoside diphosphate kinase
Exons: 1
Coding region: 1-456 (151 amino acids)
Biological process (GO): CTP biosynthetic process; GTP biosynthetic process; UTP biosynthetic process
Molecular function (GO): nucleoside diphosphate kinase activity
Source: RefSeq, a predicted model, not a curated record